GGCGCGCGCCCCUGGGGGCCGUUGAAAAAUGGCGACUGUUGCCGAGCUGAAGGCGGUUUUAAAGGACACCUUGGAAAAAAGAGGAGUAUUAGGGCAUUUAAAAGCAAGGAUUCGAGCUGAAGUUUUCAAUGCUCUUGAUGAUGAAAGUGAACCUCGACCAUCACUGUCUCAUGAAAACCUUCUAAUUAAUGAAUUAAUUCGGGAGUAUUUGGAAUUCAACAAAUAUAAGUAUACAGCAUCUGUCCUCAUAGCAGAAUCUGGUCAACCCAUAGUUCCAUUGGACAGACAGUUUCUCAUCCGUGAACUAAAUGCAUUUGAAGAAUCAAAGGAUAAUACAAUAGGAAGAAACAUUUAUGAGGCUGGGGACGUUAAGAAUCUUGCUGAGGUCAAGUGGCAGGACCAGGAUUUGAACCCAGGCAAGGAUUUAUUAAUCCAACCUCUUUUGUAUGGAAUUUUAGCUCAUUUCUUGCAUGGAACUAAGGAUGACAUCCAAAAUACAUUUCUGAAAGGGUCUUCACUUCAGCCUCCAAGCCCAAAUCUUGGCAGACAACCUAAUGGAAGAAAGCAAAUGGAGGACCACCUACAGAAGGAGCAGGGGAGGCGUGCUAACACUGAAAACCUGCACACUUCUCCCGCAAUGAAGAGAUGACAUUUCCAUUUGGAGCGUUUUUUCUAAACUUGUAUGUAUUAAAUAACUUAUUUAUUCUCCUAAUGUUACCAGAAUUCAUCACUAGUGUUUGUACUUUGUGGAAAUGUGAGUUUCUGCAAAACCUUUAGCCCCUUGUAUUUUACUGCAUUUGUGAAUAAAAGCUAACUCUGUCAUCUAGCUUACCAGAUUUGACUUGAAAGAAAAUGUGUUGCUUUUAGGAAGAUUUUAAAGGCCCCUAAAUUUUUGAGAAAUGAAAGGGUUUUUUAGUACCCUAUAAAUUCUUCUAAAAAAAUAAUCAGGUCUUUAUAGCCAUAUGCUCUGUUCUUUUUUUGGCUGUACCACAUGGCUUGCGGGAUCUUAGUUCCCCAAACAGGGAUUGAACCCAGGCCCUGGCAGUGAAAGCGCUGAGUCCUAACCACUGGACUGCCAGGGAAUUCCCUGCUCUGUUCUUUACCAUGGCACAUUAAUUAAAUUUCCUUCAGGCUGGAAUUAUGUGGAUUUAUAGGAAAAUUCAUUCAUGUUUAAAAAAAAAAAA
This is a messenger RNA of Balaenoptera musculus (blue whale), 1184 nucleotides long. RefSeq names its product centrosomal protein 20 (gene CEP20). Gene Ontology annotation, biological process: microtubule anchoring; cilium assembly. Gene Ontology annotation, cellular component: centrosome; ciliary basal body; motile cilium. The transcript has 6 exons. Gene Ontology annotation, molecular function: protein binding. The coding region runs from base 29 to 649 and encodes 206 amino acids. NCBI's taxonomy places the organism in Eukaryota, Metazoa, Chordata, Mammalia, Artiodactyla, Balaenopteridae. The record is from RefSeq and is a predicted model, not a curated record.